AUGGUGUGGUGGCAGAUAUUUGUCUCUUUCGGUGUCGCAGGGGCGGUUUACAUGCUUUGGUUGGCUCUGCAACGGCUAUGGCUUUCACCUAUUGCUCACUUCCCGGGGCCAAAACUGGCCGCCCUUACAAUGUGGUAUGAAUUCUACUACGAUUCAUUCUUAGAAGGUCAAUACACUUUUCAGAUUGCCGAGAUGCAUCGCAAAUAUGGCCCAAUCGUGCGAAUCAGCCCGUACGAGCUACAUAUUGACGAUGCUGAAUAUUAUGAUGCGCUUUACUCUCGAGAUGCACCGCGAGAUAAGUCAUUACACCUGACUGGAAUGUUUGGGGCACCGGCUUCUGCAUUUGGGACAGUCGACUAUCGGCGCCAUCGGAUACGACGUCAACCGAUGAAUCCUUUCUUCUCCCAACAGCGAAUUCGAGAACUGGAACCAAUGCUCCGGGGCAUGGUUGACAAACUGUGCGAUGGAUUGCGCGCCUGGAAAGACAGACAUGCUCCGUUACAUGUGUACCAUCCAUUUAAUGCUUUCACUACAGAUGUGGUCGUUGAAUACACCAUGGGGCACUCAUUUCACUAUCUUGAUGACCCAGACUUCAGCCCACAAUGGUCCAAAACAAUGCAGGCCAUUGUGCAUGCGGGAAUCCAAUUCAAACAAUUCCGCUGGUUCAUUAGUCUCUUUGAGCUACUCCCACGAUGGCUCGUCAUGAGCAUCAAUCCUGACAUCGGGCCGGUCAUCGACCAGAAAAAUGAAAGCAUGCGCCUGGCUAACUUGGUCAUUGAUAGUCAGCACUCGGACGGCAUGUCCACAGGCGACAGAGCUGGUGUGCCCAAAGACACCUUAUUUCAUGCUCUUGUGGAAAGCACGCUCCCGCCUGAAGAAAAGACAGCUGAUCGCUUAAGCCAAGAGGUUUUCACUGUCAUGGCGGCUGGCGGAGAAACGACUGCCAGAAAUUUAGCCACAAUUACAUUCCAUCUCCUAAAUAAUCCCGAAAAGCUUGAGAAACUACGCGAGGAGCUGAACCGACUGGACCCCGAUGGGACGGCGUCCUUAGUGGAAUAUGAGGCAAUGCCCUACCUGGUAGGAUUUCUUGUCCAGGCCGCACUCUCUAAUAGAACUCUAAUCACCAACGCUGUUGCAACUCGGCUUCAACGCAGCUCACCAGGUCAGCCUAUGAGAUAUAAAGAUUGGAUCAUUCCUCCUAGGGUGCCGGUUGGUAUGACGAGCUUAUUCGUACAUCAUAACGAAGACAUCUUUCCUGAUUCGCAAAGUUUUAUCCCGGAACGAUGGAUUGACCAAAUGCAAAGGAAGCGGCUCGAAAAGUACCUGGUCGCCUUUAGCAAAGGGUCGAGGCAGUGCAUCGGCAUCCCUCUCGCGAAGGCUGAAAUACUUUUGGUGGUCGCCAGAGUUUUCAGAGAAUUCGAUAUGGAGCUGUACAAAACCACAAUUGAUGACGUCCGUAUUGUGCGUGAUAUGUUCAAUGGCCAUCCGAGAAAAGGGAGCCAAGGCGUGCGCGUCAUGGUCAAGGAGUGGAAUGGACGCCCGGGAUCGAGUGAGUAUUCUCGAGAACGAUAG
Aspergillus pseudotamarii is the source of this 1572-nucleotide messenger RNA. Its product is annotated as cytochrome P450. Lineage: Eukaryota; Fungi; Ascomycota; Eurotiomycetes; Eurotiales; Aspergillaceae. The transcript is spliced from 4 exons. Gene Ontology annotation, molecular function: iron ion binding; monooxygenase activity; heme binding. The coding region runs from base 1 to 1572 and encodes 523 amino acids. The record is from RefSeq and is a predicted model, not a curated record.